Messenger RNA from Podarcis muralis (Common wall lizard), 540 nucleotides. Lineage: Eukaryota; Metazoa; Chordata; Lepidosauria; Squamata; Lacertidae. The record is from RefSeq and is a predicted model, not a curated record.
GUGGAUAUUUUGGCCUUGUCAAUGUGCAUUUUGUCAACACUCAGUGUCAACUGGCGAGUGUGGAGUGUGGAAAACAUCGAGGGAAUCGGCUCUGGAAACAUCUGGAUUGGAAUCUGGGAUGUCUGCUUUUGGAAAGACCCUUCUAAUGACGGAAACUCUUUUUGGCAUUGCGAAGACCUCGAUGAGCAGCAUCCAACCCUCCCGAAGGAAAUUUUUAUUGCACAGGAUUUAAUGGCACUAGCUUCAAUUAUGAAUUCAGUGGCCCUGGGAUUAAUUUCUUUUGCCUUGUACAAUGUGUUCAAGCCCAGAAAACAUAAGGAUUUUCUCUUUCGCUUUUUUAGGCUUGCAGCUUUCCUGAACUUAGUUGCAGGGAUACUCGUCCUGAUUUCUGUGGUAUGGAACACAUCUGCUGUCUUGCAAAAUGGGGAAAUUGACUUCCCUGAAACUUUUGAAUUGCCUCAAAUUCCCAGCGAGCAGCAUAUUGGACCUUCUAUUUAUCUAGGCUAUAUCGCUGCAGGUUUCCAGCUGCUGAGUGCAGCA